UUCGAGUGUGUAACAGUUUAGACUGUGUGGGUAAAGUAAUAAGCACAACAGUUGUGGAAGGAGACACAUUCCGCCGGGUAUUGGUAUUGAUGAUAUCUCCUGUGUGCGGACUUGCUAGCAAAGGAAGACGUCGGAACAUCGUCACAGUGCUCGUAGUACGCUUGAAAACAACGUCUAGUGGCCGGUUGGCAUCCCGUGAACAGAACAGCAGAAAAUGCAGUACAAUCAGUAUCUCAUAAACCAGUACCAGCCCCAGCAGCUCAUCCAGCAGCAUGCGGCCCUAGUGCAGCAUCUAGUCCCAGUACAGCAACAACAGCAGCAAAUCGCCAUGAUGUCCAGCACCGUGCCCACUAUUUCCCCGGUCAUGUACAGCACCGUGCCCAAUGUCCAGUGGUGGUAUCCGGAUGGCCAGAUCGCGCAUGGCAACAUCCAGCAACAACAAACUCAGCAGCAUCAAGCAGUAACAGCAGUAACAAGUCAAACGAAUGCUGAGACUAAUGUUAUUCCAAACGAAACGGCCACCGGUACCGGUACGGUCCAAAACAAAAAACCAAGGGGACCCAUCACAGCGUACGCGUAUUUCGUGCAAGCCUGGUAUAAAGAGCUUCGCAACAAACAACCGGCGCAGCUGGUCUAUUUGACCGAACUAUCCCGCAACUGUGCCGAUUGCUGGAAAACGAUGUUGGACAACGACAAGCAAGUUUUCCGCGACAUGGCUGCAAAGGAUAAGGUUCGGUACGCGCUCGAAAUGCAGAGCUAUGUAGCCACGCCGGAUGCCGUACCAAGACCGCGCAAACAGCGCAGGAAGUUUAAGGAUCCCAACGCACCGAAGCGUCCGAUUACGCCAUAUCUCAGGUUCUGCCACGAUGAACGGGGCAAAGUGAAGGCGUUGAAUCCCGAAUAUGGCUUGGGCGACAUCAUGAAGGUGCUUGGCCGAAAGUGGACAGGGAUGGAUGCGGAAGAGAAGCAGAAAUAUGUGAAAAUGUGUGAAAUGGACUGGCAAAAAUAUCACCAGGAGCUGGCCGCGUAUAAGCUGAAGUUGCAACAGGCGGAACUUCCACUGCAUCAUGAGCAGUAGGUGGACGCACUAUGAGGAUGACAACGAGGAGGAUGCCCAUGAGGGCGAUAGUGA
Messenger RNA from Anopheles moucheti, 1132 nucleotides. RefSeq names its product high mobility group protein DSP1-like. Gene Ontology annotation, molecular function: DNA binding, bending. The record is from RefSeq and is a predicted model, not a curated record. Gene Ontology annotation, biological process: regulation of transcription by RNA polymerase II. Lineage: Eukaryota; Metazoa; Arthropoda; Insecta; Diptera; Culicidae. The coding region runs from base 215 to 1078 and encodes 287 amino acids. The transcript is spliced from 2 exons.